AUGAAACCAAAAGAGAGAGAGAGAACUCAAAAAGUAACGUAAAAUAAUCAGAAAAAAACAGUACUGUACAUGCUUCUUGCCCUCGUUUGCAAUUGUAUUUUCAGUAGGGGAAGCUGGCGGCACCGAACGGUAAAAAACCAACUGCUACAUCGCUGCCACCCCAAAAAUCUUCCUUACUGCAUUUCCACAAACCCCAAAAUAAUUUCUUGGCCUUUCUUUAACACCUUACAAUUCAAUGUCCACAUCUUGUCAGGUUCAGGUUGGAUUUUUGGUGCCUCUAAGUGAUAAUUUGGAAGAGGAUGAGAAAAGUUCCAUACCUAAGAUUCCACUUCUAGAAGGGUUUAAUUGGGUGGGCCGCGAUUGCAUUCCAGUUACUGAUAAACGGCUGAGCCGCAAGCAUCUUACUGUCACUGCCACCUCCACUGGCUCCACUGAUGUCCUCGUGGAAGGAACGAAUCCCGUUGUUAUAAGAUUAAAGGGUGAGAGAAAGAAGCUUUUGUCUGGAGAGAGGUGGAAAAUUGAAAGUGGUGAUGUCAUAGAGUUGAUACCGGGCCAUUACCUAUUUAAGUAUGUUAGCACAGUUCCUAAGGAUGAAACUUCAACAAUCAACAAACAAAAAAGGCCUUUCAGUGAAGAAAGUAUUACCGACAAAGGUCAGAUGCAUGGUAAGAAGAAAGCUCGAGAAGUCUGUCAAGAGGAAGCUUCAGAAAAGAAUAUGCUGCACAACAAUGGCCAAGAAACAGAAAGCUCUGUUGAGGCCAUACGCCAGUUUAGGGUUCCGAAGCAUAAGUUACCGCUCACAUUCAAAUUAAUGAGAGUGCGUGAGCUUCCAGCAUGGGCAAAUACCGAGGCCGUUUCUAUUAAUGAUGUUAUUCAGGGGAAUGUGCUUGUAGCUAUCCUUUCGAAUUACAUGGUGGAUAUGGAUUGGCUACUUUCUGCAUGUCCAGCUCUUAAACGGAUUCCCAAUGUUCUCAUCAUUCAUGGAGAAGGUGAUGGUGUCAUGGAGCACAUGAAGAGAAGCAAGCCCGCAAAUUGGGUUCUGCACAAACCUUCUUUACCAAUUGCAUAUGGAACACAUCAUUCAAAAGCCAUGAUUCUUGUGUAUCCAACAGGAGUUAGAGUUAUUGUGCAUACUGCAAACUUGAUCUAUGUUGAUUGGAAUAACAAAAGCCAGGGAUUAUGGAUGCAAGAUUUCCCAUGGAAGGAUCAAAACAAUUUGGGCAAGGAUGGGGGAUUUGAAAAUGAUUUGGUUGAUUAUCUAAGUGCGUUAAAGUGGCCAGAAUUUACUGCUAACAUACCAGCCUUUGGAAGCUGCAAGAUCAAUUCCUUGUUCUUCAAAAGAUUUGAUUACAGUAGUGCAGCGGUUAGGCUAAUUGCAUCUGUGCCUGGAUAUCAUUCAGGUCCUAGUUUGAAGAAGUGGGGUCAUAUGAAGUUACGUACUAUUCUUCAGGAAUGUACUUUUAGCAAAGAAUUUCAGAAAUCUCCUCUUAUUUACCAGUUCUCCUCCCUAGGUUCUUUGGAUGAGAAAUGGAUGGCGGAGCUCGCCUCUUCAAUGUCGGCUGGAGUUUCAGAAGAUAAAAAACCUCUGGGCAUUGGGGAGCCGUUGAUAGUAUGGCCCAAUGUCGAAGAUGUUAGAUGUUCUUUGGAGGGAUACGCAGCUGGAAAUGCCGUUCCAAGCCCAUUAAAGAAUGUGGAGAAACAAUUUCUGAAGAAGUAUUGGGCUAGAUGGAAGGCUAGCCACACUGGUCGUUGUCGUGCAAUGCCUCAUAUCAAGACGUUUCUACGCUACAAUGGUCAAUCAUUAGCGUGGUUAUUGCUUACUUCGUCAAAUCUCAGCAAAGCUGCCUGGGGAAGUCUUCAGAAAAAUAAUUCUCAGUUGAUGAUUCGUUCCUACGAGCUAGGCGUGCUCUUUUUGUCAUCUUCUGUUAAACGUGGCUGUGGAUUUUCUUGUACAGAUAAUGGUUAUCCAUCAGAGGACGAAACUAGUAUGCACGAAGGGAAAAGAAUAAAGCUGGUAACUCUGGCUUGGAAAGGAAAGGAAAACGAUGAUUCUGCCGAAGUAAUAAAGUUGCCUGUGCCUUACGAGCUUCCUCCAAAACCAUAUUAUCCUGAAGAUAUCCCUUGGUCAUGGGAUCGUCGUUAUACCAAGAAAGACGUGUAUGGCCAAGUUUGGCCAAGACAAGUGAAGCUAUACACCAACCAAGACUCAUGAUAUUCUCGAUGAUGGGAUUAUUGUGUUAGGUGAUAAGUUUAAUGAUUUAAUUAUCAAUUGACACUAGAUUAGAGUCCUUGCUUUUUCCGUAUAUAUUCUGCGAUACGAAUCUUUUAGAAUGUUGGUAGCACCAUUAUGAGCUGAUUUUCUGUAGACAGUUGAUGAGCUCUUCGUCGGUUGACACUCAAUUAGAGUCCUUGCUUCUGUAUAUAUUAUUAGGCAUGAAUCUUUAGAAUGUGAGUGCCAUUUAUCAGCUAGUUUUCCAUAUACAGCUGAUGUGUUUUCCCCA
Messenger RNA from Nicotiana tabacum (common tobacco), 2501 nucleotides. Its product is annotated as tyrosyl-DNA phosphodiesterase 1. Gene Ontology annotation, molecular function: 3'-tyrosyl-DNA phosphodiesterase activity; single-stranded DNA binding; double-stranded DNA binding. Gene Ontology annotation, cellular component: nucleus. NCBI's taxonomy places the organism in Eukaryota, Viridiplantae, Streptophyta, Magnoliopsida, Solanales, Solanaceae. The record is from RefSeq and is a predicted model, not a curated record. Gene Ontology annotation, biological process: DNA repair.